Molecule: messenger RNA, 1719 nt
Organism: Fimicolochytrium jonesii
Lineage: Eukaryota; Fungi; Chytridiomycota; Chytridiomycetes; Spizellomycetales; Powellomycetaceae
Product: WD40-repeat-containing domain protein
Exons: 8
Coding region: 108-1592 (494 amino acids)
Molecular function (GO): protein binding
Source: RefSeq, a predicted model, not a curated record
GGCAUAAAGCAAGGACAGUCCCAUCCCAACACCAACUACCACCAGGCCGAACCACCGCUAGUACUCUAGCACCGCCUUCUGAGGACGGCAUACCGGCUCUGCACGCCAUGAGCCUAGAUCGUGACGACCCCUACAUGGAUUUUAUAUAUCCCGAGGAAUAUAUUGAGAGUGCUCUGUGUGAAGACGUCCUCGUAGAGGUUACCGCGGAGGAUGUUCGGGCAGGGAGAGUCGAUAUGCAAGGCAUCGACUGGUCGAAGCUUCCAAUAGCGCGGGAGAGGUUUCGCGAUUCCCGGGUGAAGAACUACGGGAAUUUCAAGAAUAUCCCGACUGUAUCUCCCGACAUCUUGAAGCGAGAAAUCUUGAAGGUUCGGCAGGAUGCACAACUGUACCAGUUCCGCCACGCAUCCCUGCAGAACAAGUGCAUGUAUCUGCAUUUUCAACUGAGGAACUUGUUGUGGGCGACUAGCAAGAAUGAUGUGUAUUACACAAACAAUCUGGGAGUGUGUCACUGGUGCCCGAUCUCCAAAACCUCGCGGAUGGCCCUCGAUCUCAGCAAGCAGGACUUUGUGGGAAUGAAAAUCAGCUCGAUCGUCGCCAAGAAGGGCUACCUGAUGGUGGGAGGAUUCAGCGGGGAGUACAUGCUGCGGAGACUGACGGACGAGUCACCGCCGACGAAAGGAUCGUUGACGACGGAUUCGAAUGGGUUUACCAAUCAUCUGGACAUAGAGGAGGCGCGGAGUGGUGCUUUGAGCGCCAUUGCGUCGAGCAAUGACCAACGGAUGCGUAUGAUGGACUUGGCAUCAGCGCAGAUCGCGAAGUCCUUCUACUUCGAUACCCCAGUGAAUUGUGCAGCGCUGAGCCCGGAUAAGCGGAUGCUUUGCGUGGUGGGUGACGACCCAGAAACGAUCAUAGUGGACUCCGAACGGGGACGACAUCUGGCGACCCUGACCGGCCACCUCGACUACUCGUUUGCCUGCGCAUGGUCCCCAUGCGGACGCGUAUUAGCGACCGGCAACCAAGACAUGACAACUCGAAUCUACGACACGCGAAACAUGUCGCAAACAUUAUCCGUCUUAUCUGGUCGGAUGGGGGCAAUCCGAUCCAUCCGAUUCUCUGACGAUGCCCGAUUCAUGGCGUUUGCAGAACCUGCGGACUUCGUUCACAUUGUGGACAUGACACGUCUGCCGGAGGGACCUAUUGAGAGUUGGCAGCCGGUUUCGGACGCUGCACCGCUUCCUCGAUCAGCAAGCUCACAUAGGCUACGGACGCCAGGUUCGACUGACCUGCACGACACCGAGGACGAAGACGGCGACGCAGAGGAGAAAGAGCCCACCGCAGUGGGCUUCAUGCAACGACCGCCCGGGGAAAUAUAUCGGAGUCAGGUGGUCGACUUUUUUGGAGAGAUAGCGGGGAUAAGCUUCAAUCCAGGCGGAAAUGGUGACGGAGCGGACGAGCUGUUCAUUGGGAUUGCCGACUCGAAAUAUGGGUCUAUUCUGGAAUUGCAACGCGAUCGGGAUACUUUCUACCGAUGGACAGCUGUCAGCAACUCCCAACCCUCAUACGACUCGUAUGAUCCUGAAGUCCUUCUAUGAAAGGCUGAAUGCCGUCGUUUCUUCGACUUCCCAAGCAUCGUCGCUCCUCUCGGAAGCAACGUGGCACAUCGGCACAGACCCUCCGUUCUGCCAUUGUUGAUAUCUUCUUCUUCAGCGUGAGCUAUCC